Molecule: messenger RNA, 2161 nt
Organism: Eurytemora carolleeae
Lineage: Eukaryota; Metazoa; Arthropoda; Copepoda; Calanoida; Temoridae
Exons: 6
Coding region: 114-1760 (548 amino acids)
Source: RefSeq, a predicted model, not a curated record
UCCUGAGAAAUACUGCACGGAGGCCGAGGGCCAGUUCCAAUUGAAUCUUCUGAAGAGAAACACAACACAACUUGCACUUAAAAAUCUUUUGAGAAAAAUAGACAUUUUUCAGGAUGUCGAUACACUUGGAUACCCGGCAAAGUCUAUUCCGCUACGGCUCGGAGUGGAACCCUAAAGCACAUGCUCAGACCAAAGGUGGUUACAUUGAUGGAUCUAUUUUUAUCCCUCCCAACCUCAAAAUUGAAAAGUUCAGCAUUGAAACAUCUCCUGUGGGAAACGUGCCGGAUCUGAUUAAGAACAUGCAUCCUCUUAUCCUCCACCUGGUAAAGAUAGGGAAGGGUAAGAGGGAACAGGAGAAGGAACCCGUCCCGAACAGUCACCAUUGGAAACUAGAGUUUAUAAUAAAGAAUGGAAAGGUUUAUAUUCAAAACAAGAUCUCAGGGUUGGAUGUAAACAAUGACGGCACGAGCAGAAAUGUGCCGAAAGAGGAUUAUAUUACAGAUUUAGACAAUAAUGAAAUUUGUCUGGGAGGGAAGCGAGGUCAAUUAAAUAUGGUGAUUUUAACACCCAAACAAGAUGCACGUGCUAAAGACGCACAUUCUGAGGACGCAACAGUUGGUCGAGUUCUGCACAAUCGAGCAACUCAGAAGAACAAAUCUAAAAUUGCAGAAAUGUGCAAAUUGUUUAAAAACCCGAAUUUUAUGAAAAAAGUGAAUUUGAAAGUCAGAUUUUAUGCCAAGAAGUGUGAAAAGUGGGUGGAAGUCUGCUCGGAUGAGUCCAAACAUUCCAUCAUAGAUAUUGGGAGUAAGGAUAUCGGAGCUCUGGAAAUUCAUGAUGUCAAUCCCUUAAAGAGCUGCAGCAGAGGAGGGAGGAAGGUUAUGAUGAUCUCUGAGUAUGAUUUAGCAGAGGGAACCCUACCUGUAUUCCAGCUGUGGGAUGGGUCAAGACGAGCAUUAGAACUUGAACACUUACUCCAUCAACCUGAACAACAACACCCCUCUCAACCAAGAACGAUGAGCAUCCGAAAGAAUACAAUUAUUUUCCUAACACCAGCUCAACCAAAUCUUUUCAAACUUAAUCCAAACAUCAAGAUUAAACUGACUUUAAGAAGAUCAGGGGAUGGUCAGAUUGCAAACAAUGCUUUUUAUUUUACAUACACUGAACACCCCGGCCUCUGUCUUUACUGUGAUAAUCAUCUGGACGCAGAUGAUGCUUGUGAAGUUCGUGAACCUGCUGAACGAGCAAAACCUGGAAGCAAGAAGAAGAAAAUGAAAAUGGAAUCUGAACACCAAAUUGCCUUUAAACGACCUCGCCUUGAAACCAUCACUAGCUCCCCAGUCAGCUCAGAGAACGAGCUGAUUAUUCACGAUCACAACGACCAUAUGCUCUCCCCGAAGUCAGAGCGUGCUUCUCCCUUGAACCUGACGAUGACAGGUCCUGAAGAUCCCGCCAUUCUUACCAUUGAUGAUGAUUUUGCCAACACUGCACAUAUGAAGCUGCCAGGGUUUGACCCUGUUUUCAACCUGGGGAAUAAAGAGAUGGUUCUAUGUGGAGAAGAGUUUAAUACAAAAGCAGAGAAACAUUGGACCUUCCAGAAUUCAAUAGAUGAUGAGGGCGACCUACAUAGCUUGAUGGAGAGUUUGAGUUCUCCUGAGCCUCCACUCUUACUGACUUUAGAUUCUUCAGGUUUCCUAUCAGAUGCUGAGUUCCAACAGCUUCUGAAGUUCAAUUCUACAUCAAUUGUUGUUAAUAAUCAAUAAAUAAAUAAUCAAAAUUAUGUGUCGUCGUAAUCUCAUACUUGCGCGAAAUUCAACAAUUAUCAUCCGAAGCUGAAACAGCUUCAUUUCUGUAAAGAUAAAUGUAUUUAAAAUUUUAAUAUUUUUGUAUGCAUGAGUACAAACUAAAAACAAUGCUAUUUAUUUACAUUAUACAAAAGCGUGUUUAAAGAAGAUAUUAACGGAUUUUACGGGUCUAUUUAUGUAUAAAAGUUGAAAUACACUUAAAUUAUUCUGAUAAUUUAUCCUUUAUUUGGUUGCUUCAGUGGUUUUCCUCUUUUAUUUAUUUAAUUCUCAAAUAAUAAUCAAAGUACCAGAAACGAGAAAACUUUUUAAACAAUUAGUUCUUAUAAAAACAAGGAUUAAAUAUUAACCUCUUUUGUAUC